Messenger RNA from Sorex araneus (European shrew), 7669 nucleotides. It is a transcript of the gene PGR, whose product is annotated as progesterone receptor. Gene Ontology annotation, biological process: regulation of DNA-templated transcription; steroid hormone receptor signaling pathway. The transcript is spliced from 8 exons. Gene Ontology annotation, molecular function: steroid binding; sequence-specific DNA binding; nuclear steroid receptor activity. Lineage: Eukaryota; Metazoa; Chordata; Mammalia; Eulipotyphla; Soricidae. The record is from RefSeq and is a predicted model, not a curated record. The coding region runs from base 483 to 3125 and encodes 880 amino acids. Gene Ontology annotation, cellular component: nucleus.
CGCUGCGGAGAGGACAGUGUCGGGCGCAGCGGAGCGGGCAGGGAGCGGUGGAGCGGGCAGGGCGCGGCGGUGCCCGAACCGGGGCAGCGUCCUGGGGUGCGAGUAGCCCAGCGCUCUGCGGGAAGAAGGGGAGCGAGUGCACGGCUCGCGGCCCAGGACUGGAAGCAGCAGGAGGAAAGGUCGGUGGACACAGCCGCGGCCCACCGCUCUGCAGCCGCGGGCACUUCCAGAGUGCCCGGUGACCGGACCCGUGAGUAUCCGCGUGUCCGCCACGGGACUCUCGUCGGAGAACCCGUCUCGCGGCCCCCGCCCUCCUUCUCCCCGGGCCCGGGCAGUGGCUGCGGGCGCCGCCCCCUGGCCCGCCUGGAGGAGGAGAUCGCGCUGCCCUGCCCAGCCCGGCCCGGCCCAGUGGCCGCUCUCUCCGCCCGCCGCCCCGGACCGGCAUAGACGCAGGGGAGGAGAAAAGGGGGGCCCGGGUCGUCAUGACGGAGCUGAAGGCCAAGGGUCCCCGCGCUGCGCACGUGGAGGGUGGCGCGCUGUCCCCGGCCGCCGGCACCUCCCCGCUGCCCUUCGCGGCCGGCCCGCCCGCCGCGCCCCUCUCCCUGGACGGGCUGCUCUUUCCGCGCGGCCCCGACGCCAAGACCGCGGACCGGCCCGCGCCUCCCGACGUGGACACUGGGUACCCCCGAGCCGAAGUGGCCGGCGGCUCGAGGCCCGCCGAGAAGGACAGCGGGCUGCUGGACAGCGUCCUAGACACGCUCCUGGCACCGUCGGGUCGCGGGCAGAGUCACCCCACCCCUCCCUCCUCGGAGGCCGCCAGCCCCUGGUGCUUCUUCGGGCCUGAGCUGCCCGAAGACCCCCGAGGAGCCCCUGCCAGCCGGGGGCCGCUGUCCUCGCUCAUGAGCCGGCCAGAAGCCAAGGGGGGCGAGUGCCCCGUGGCCGCCCAGAAAGCGCUGCCCAGGGGCCUGUCGCCGUCCAGGCAGCUGUUGCCCGCGCCCUCGGGGGCGCCCCACUGGCCCCGGCCCACCCUGCAGCCGUCUCCGCAGCCCGCCGUUGUGGACGUGGAGGACGACAACGACGACGACGACGACGACGACGACGAGGACGAGGACUUGGAGGCCGAGGCCGAGGAAGCCGCGGUGGGGUCUCUACUGCAGGGCAAAGCACGGGCUCUGGAGGACCCUCUGGCCGCGUCCGGGGCCGGGGCCGCGGGGGGCGUCGCGCUGGUACCCAGGGAGGACCCGCGCUUCGCGGCGCCGCGCACGGCCCUGGCGGAGGCCGAAGCGCCCGGCCGCUCCCCGCUGGGCACAGCCGUGGUGGACUUCAUCCACGUGCCCAUCCUGCCUCUAAAGCCGGCCAUCCUGGCCGCCCGCACGCGGCAGCUGCUGGAGGCCGACGGCCCCGACGGCGCGGGCCCCGCGGCGCGCGCCUCGCCGGGCGACCUCCCCGCCUGCGCCUACGCGCCUGCCGCCAACGCAGCCGAGCCCCGCGACGACGUGGCCGCCUUCGCUCUCUAUGGCGACUCGCACCCCGCCGCGCUGAAGAUCAAGGAGGAAGAGGAGGGCGGCGAGGGUGCCGCACGACCCCCGCGGGCCUUCCCGUCAGCUCCCGCCGCCGUCUACACCGACUUGGCGCUGGCGCCGCCACUGCCUCCGCGCGCGCCGUCGGCACGGCCAGGGGAGCUGGCAGCAGGGCCCGCGCCGUCGGGAUCGGCGCUCGAGUGUCUCCUGUACAAGGCAGAGGGCGCGCCGCCCACGCCGCCCGCUCCGCCGCCCCCCUGCAAGGCCCCGGCCGGGGGCGCCUGCCUGCUGCCCCGCGACGCCUUGUCCACCCCAGCGGCCGCGGGCCCCGCGCUCUAUCCUCCGCUCGGCUUCAACGGGCUGCCGCCACUCGGCUACCAAGCAGCCGUGCUCAAGGACGCGCUGCCCCAGGUCUACCCGCCCUAUCUCAACUACCUGAGGCCAGAUGCAGAAGCUACCCCGAGCCCCCAGUAUGGCUUCGAGUCGUUGCCCCAGAAGAUCUGUCUGAUCUGUGGGGACGAGGCGUCCGGCUGUCACUACGGCGUGCUGACAUGCGGGAGCUGCAAGGUCUUCUUCAAAAGGGCCAUGGAAGGGCAGCAUAAUUAUUUAUGUGCUGGAAGAAAUGAUUGCAUCGUGGAUAAAAUCCGCAGGAAAAACUGCCCUGCAUGUCGUCUCAGAAAGUGCUGCCAGGCUGGCAUGGUCCUUGGAGGUCGAAAGUUUAAAAAGUUCAACAAAGUCCGGGUCAUGAGAGCACUGGAUGCGGUGUCCCUCCAGCAGCAGGUGGGCCUUCCUAAUGAGGGCCAGGCCCUGGGCCAGAGGAUGAGCUUCUCGCCAUCUCAAGAUAUCCAGCUCAUCCCCUCCCUCAUCAGCCUGCUGAUGAGCAUUGAGCCUGAGGUCGUCUAUGCGGGCCACGACAACUCCAAGCCUGACACCUCCAGCUCCCUCCUGACGAGUCUCAACCAGCUGGGCGAGAGGCAGCUUCUCUCCGUCGUCAAGUGGUCAAAGUCCCUACCAGGUUUUCGAAACUUGCACAUUGAUGACCAGAUCACUCUAAUCCAGUAUUCAUGGAUGAGCUUAAUGGUGUUUGGGCUUGGGUGGAGAUCCUACAAACAUGUGAGCGGGAAGAUGUUGUACUUUGCACCUGAUCUGAUACUAAAUGAGCAACGGAUGAAGGAAUCGUCAUUCUAUUCCUUAUGCCUCACCAUGUGGCAGAUCCCACAGGAGUUCGUGAAGCUCCAGGUCAGCCAUGAGGAGUUCCUCUGUAUGAAAGUCCUGCUGCUGCUUAAUACAAUUCCUUUGGAAGGUCUACGAAGUCAGAACCAAUUUGAAGAGAUGAGAUCAAGUUACAUCAGAGAGCUCAUCAAGGCCAUUGGUCUGAGGCAAAAAGGAGUCGUCUCUAGCUCACAGCGUUUCUAUCAACUUACAAAGCUCCUGGAUAGCUUGCAUGAUCUUGUGAAACAACUUCAUCUCUACUGCUUGAAUACAUUUAUCCAGUCCCGGUCACUAAGUGUUGAAUUUCCAGAAAUGAUGUCAGAAGUUAUUGCUGCACAGUUACCCAAGAUUUUGGCAGGAAUGGUGAAACCGCUUCUCUUUCAUAAAAAGUAAUGCCAUUUUUGUCUUCAAGUACAUUUGUGACAUCAUGCUGUGUAAAGUUUCGAGAAAAUUGUGAGAUUUUAUUUUACUUUAUAAAGUAAAAUUAGAAUUUUUGUAUUGUUUGUGUACCCAUAUUUUUCUUUAAGUGUUUACAAGUUUGAAAAAAGUACUAAACUCGAUCGCUAAAGUAAACAAUAUGCCCAUAUCAUUUCAUAUCAUUUAGGUGAAUAUUUUUAACCUUUACAUUUAAUAUAACUCUUCACAGGAAAAUAGUUUAUGUGUGAAAAUAAAGACUUAUUGUACAUGUUAAUUCUAGGUACCUUCCUUUGUGUUGUUGGUUGUAUUAACAAAAUGAACCUUUAGAGCGAUAUGUAAAAUUUAUCUACAUCAAUGUAUGUACUUUGUUGUGAAAGUUUGUGAACUCCAUCAGAUUUUCAUUAGGGUUUUGGAUGAAAAAAACAUCAGGAUGAAAAAUCUUGGAAAUCUCUGCUAUGGACUGAUGUCUCUCAGACUGGGCAGGGCCCCACUAGAUGUCUGGAAAGAGAACGGCAGGAUGACAGGGCUUCUGGGUUCUUGCACAUUGCCUUUGGGGGCUGCCCUCUCCUGAGAUGUGUGAAUCAAAGCCGGGUGUCCGAGACUGUGACUGAGUCCACUUUCUACUGUAUGAACCCCGAACAUGGUCUCAAAACCCCUGCAUCCUGCUUCCUCACCAUGGACACUGUGAGGUUAUAUAUCCCUACCAAGUGUUCCUUGCUCCAGAGCUUCUCAUUAACAUUUUCCUAAGCUGAGGAAGGAAGGAAAGAAGAAAGAGAAUAAGGAGGAAGAAAGAGGGGGAAAGGGCACAAAUAUUAUUCUCUUUCUUCACUUAGUGGGACUUAGUCGAUGAAUCACAGGUUGAAAUUUUUUGAGUGCCUUUGGUCCAUUUCUAAGAGAGAUAGCCAGGAAGUACUCUCUAUUGGCUUGAAAAAAUACAUCCAAUUAUAAUAACUAGGAAACACAUGAUUCAUAUCAUUAUAUGAACUGAAGUGAUCCAUUAGGAGAUGAAAAGGAACUCUUUUCCUGAAGUGAAUCAUGGGAGAUCCAAUUUUUAAAAAUAGAUACACACUUAACAGGAAGCACCAAGUUCAUAUCAAUUGCAAAUGCUCCAAUGGAAAAAGGUUCUCUUUCCUAGAAAAAAUAAUUUAUGACAAUUUUAGGCCUCUAUGGAAAAUAUAUAUGUAGAUAUAUAUCUUUUUUAAAAGAUUAGAGAAAGUAGUCUAUCAAAUUAUUUUUGAAACUUCUUUCAAAUGAGACCUUAUCUUACAAGUCUCUGUAUUAUCUUAUCUCCAUACCACUUUCUGCAAAUUACUAGUUAUUAAGAAAAUCAAAGUAAUUUUGAAAAUAUUUACUAAAGUCUUGAUUUCUUAAUGCAUGUUUUGCUGUUUGGGCCACACCCUGUGUUGCUCAGGGAUGCUUCACCUCAGGGCUGGAGGACCACGAAGUGGGGGGAGGGAUCUGUCACUCAGGUUUGCUUGGGGGAACCUCACAGUCGGGGGAGGGAUCUUCCACUCAGGUUUUCUGAAGGCAAAGAAUGCACACUAGCCCUUUGAGCUAGCUCCCCUAGUCCUGUGCAUUUUCUUUUUCCUUUUUUUUUCUCAUAAACAGCUUGUAGACGAUGGGAAAAUCCAAGAUCAUGGCAUCAAAGUUCUGUUCCGGUGAGGACCUAACAUUUAGCUAUGUCUUUUUGCUGUGGAGAAAGCCUUCCCCAUGGGCUAUUUUAUAAAGACAGUAAUUCUAGUCAUAUCCUAUUGCAUAACCCCUUGCCAAAGCACCCCCUCAUAGUAACAUUACAUUAGGAAGUAGGUGUUGAUAUGAAUUUUGUAGGGACAUGGGCAUUCAGAAAUAGUAUUGCUGGAUCACUGGAUGUACAUGAGAUUAAUUUCCUAUUAGGAUAAAAAAUUUUCCAAGUGGCUGUAAAUCAUCAAGGCAGUGUGUUGUUAAAGACCAUUUAAAAAUUUUUAAUUUUUACUUAUAAUUUUAUUACCAUUCUGGUUUUUAAAUUGAUUCAUCAUUUCUCACUAUGGCUUUAAUGAGAAAAAGGCAUCAUUUCAUGUGUUAAGGAUAUUAGUAUGGCAUUUGCUGUGAAAUGCCUGUUCAGAGACUUGCUCAUUUUUCUGUUGAGUUGUUUUUCAUAUUGAUCCUACAGAUAAGUCCUUUGUUAAAUAUAUGUGUGCCAAAAAUCUUUAACUCUGCCUUAUCCACUUUUAAUGUCUUUGUGAACUGCAUUGAAUUCCAAUGUAGUAUAACUUUAGGAUGUGAAAUUUUUAUUGCUUAAGAUUUCUCUGCAUUUCGAGGUUAUAAAGAUAUUCUGUGUUUUAUUCUAUCACUUCUAAGUUUUUCCUUUUAUUCCCAUUUAUUUAUGUAUUUUUAUUUUUAUUAAAUCACUGUGAGAUACACAGCUAUUAAGUUGUUAAUGAUUGGGUUUUGGUCAUACAAUGUUCAAACAUCUAUGUCCUCACCAGUGUACAUUUCCCACCACCAAUGCCCCAGUUUCCCUCCUUCCACCCCCCCCAUCCUCAGUCAGCCUUUAUGACAAGCACUUUUCUUCUCUAUUUUUCUCUCUCUCCCUCUAUUCUCCUCUCCCUCUCCCGCUCUUCCUCUCUUUCUCCCUCUCUACUUUUCUCUCAUCUCUCUUUUGUUCUCUCUCAUCUCUCUCUUUUGUGCUCUCUCUUUUGUUCUCUCACUCCCUCUCUUUCUCAUCUCUUUCUAUUUUUGCUCUCUCAUCUCUCUUUUGUUCUCUCUGUUUCUCUUUCCUUUUGGACAUUUUUGGGCAUUAUUGCAGUACAGGUACUGAAAGGUUAGCAUUAAAUCUUGUGCUUUUUUAAUCACCCAUUUACUUCUGCUAUUCUUUCUUCAUUUCUUUAUUUGGGAGUCUUCGGGAGCUACUCUCAGUUUAGUACUGAGAGGCUGGUCUUGCAGUGCUCCGGGAUCCAUGCCACGCAGGGUUUAUGCACGCAAAGCCUGUGCUGUGGUCAUUGAAGCUGUUUAAGUCAUCUCCUCGCUUCCCAUCCCUUCAAGGAAGAAAUACUUUCCAAAGAACCAUAUCAAAACAAUCUUAAUAAGAAUUGACAUAACCCCCAAAACAAGAUGAAGUGUUUUCAUCUGAGUAAAAAUUGAGAUGAUAAUAUCACAUAGCUGUUUCUUACCAAUAACUUCUUUAUGGAAUAUAAAAGAAAUGAAUUUUCAUUGGGAAUAUAAAAUAGCUCCAACCAAGAUUCUAGUCUUGAAUUUAUUAGAUCUAUAUUUCAAAAUAAUAGAUAGUAUAAAGUUCAUUAUAGUAAGUUUAACCCGUGUUCCAAAUCACUUUAGCAGUCUCGUUAGUACAUCAUCUGCGUAUCUUUUCCUGUGAACAUGUAAGUUUAACAUGCCAUUGACUGCCAUUCAGUCUUUCGGAGUCUGUAUCUAGAUUUGUUCUCUUACAACUACACUAAGUUGCCUUCCUAAUUCCUCACUUAAAAGUGGCACAGACUCCAGUGGCCAACUGGUACUCAACUAUAGCCUCACACUAGACUCUCCACAUAAGCUUUUAAAUAAUAAAGGGGCUCCAUCCUCUGAAACAUUUUUCAUCUGAGGGCCAUAUGACCACUGAGGGACCACAUCAAUGGGGGUUGGGGUUGCCAAGAUCUGAGACUAGGGGUCCCACCAGUAGGACAGAGUGGGGCACGGGAAAGAAACAGGUUGGAAGAGUUCAUGUGUGGAUGGAUAAAGGUUGGGAAACCUAACACCAAAACUGUUUUGAUUCACUCUUCUUAUUGAGGUGGGCACAUGUUCAUGUUCCAAGAUGGUGUUUAAGCAUCUGUUCCUGUGUGUGUUCUCUUCUUACCAUUGUCCUAACUCUGCUUAGACAUGCACAGCUCUAACCAUCACUUUUUUGCACUUUCCUACAAUCCCACUCAUGUGUCAGCCUUCAAUCAUUCUGUAACAUCUUCCUUCUAUCUCCCAGACAGUGAUUCUCUCAUCUCUGUUUCUAGUGUAGAAAUUACAGCAGUGCUCGGUAAUACUGAUUCUGACUAUUCCACAUGCCUGUGAGCUUCACUGCGGUAGAAAAUAACAUUUCUUGCUAAGCAAUUGAUCGACACUUUCCCUCUUUUCUGGUGUCUCCAUAUGUCUCUGUAAACAAUAAAAUUUAAUGGAUGAAAUUUUAUUUGCCUCCUUGGAAAAAUUCCACAAAUAUCGUUGUUUCUAUGUAUCAGUAGUCUGAAGUGUUUUGUACUAUUUAACUCAUGACACAAAUUUUCCUCAUUUCUGAUUUCAUGCAACAAAUACUUGUGGAGUACCUGUGAGGAAGAGUCUGGUAACAAUAAUAUCAGAAUUUAGACCUGAAGAGAGAUUCUAACUCGAGAGAUAUAUUUUAAUAAUAGAUGCAAACUACAGUACCCAGCAAAUAGCAGGUACUCAAAUAUUUGUUGAGUAUGCAAAUAAAAAUAUAAUUUUAUCUUGCUAGAUGCAAAAUAUUAUUAUUUAUAUAUUACUGUUGAGGCAAAUGAAGCAUGAAGAUAGUAACUUUAAAAUAAAUA